GGGUUGGUAUACCCAUUUUAGAAUCUGUUCGUCACCGGAGAAAAAUUUCGAACUUGCAGGUCCUAGAGGCAUCGAGCUCCGCUCGAACUCUCCUAUCCUCACCGCUAUGUUUUCCGUAGCAUCACUCCUCAACCCUGUUAAGCCAGAAGGGAGAGGGACACGACUGCCCUCAAGUCCCUCGUCGUCCGUCACAACAUCGUCUUCUUAUGGCAGCCCUCAAUUGCCAACGCAGUCUUUCAUCAAAAAGCAGAAGAUGACUAAGGAUGGUGCUAUUUUUACCAAGGGUAAGAUAAAGGGCGAAGUCAAUUUUCCACCGUUUGAGCUUCUUGAUGAGGAAACGAUGCGCGAACUCAGAAGGUUUGAAAUUUAUCCUUUGGGCAAGGUACGGGAGUACUGCCGUCACAUUCCAUAUAAUAGUGAGAAGAAGAGCUUCUUAGAGAAGACAGGCCGAGAAAGCUUUGAGGUCUUCCAAUACACCUUCAAAGUUCCCGGAGACGAUAAGGAGUACACCGUGAUGUGGGAUUAUAACAUUGGGCUCGUUCGCAUCACCCCUUUUUUCAAGUGUUGCAAGUACUCAAAGACGACUCCCGCCAAAAUGUUGAAUAUGAAUCCCGGCCUGAAAGAGAUAACCCAUAGCAUUACGGGUGGUGCUUUAGCAGCACAGGGCUACUGGAUGCCCUACUCCUGCGCCCGCGCGGUCUGCGCCACCUUUUGUUCUCAUAUCGCGGGAGCACUUAUCCCGAUCUUUGGUCCCAGAUUUCCCUCCCAAUGUGUUCCCCCCGAAGCUCCCGAGCACGGCCGAAUGAUCAUCGACAACUCACUGGUCGUAGCUGCCACUGCAGAAGCUGAAACCUUCCGACAACAAUACAGCAGCUUCACGCCCAAAUCCACCCCACGAACCAGUUACUCGCCCCAACACUCCAUUAAACAUGAGCCCAUGCGCGUGACGCCCCCUACCCUCGAGCGGAGACUACGCUUGAAGCGAACUUUCGGAGAGAGUCCAUAUGGUACAUCCACAGACACGGAUGUCGAUGCAAAUGGCAGCGAGACCAGUUCUGGAGACGGAUACUUUUGCUCACCCGGAACGCCUGCCAGUCUUUCAAGCCUGUCGCAUCAGUGGAACCGCAAUAUGAUUUCCCAUUCUGCCAAUGCAUGCAUCAAUAUCUCGGGCCCAAAGCCGCUCACAGGACCUAACCCCUGGCUGAGUGCUAUUCCGCGCUCUAGCGGCCUGCCGGAUAUGACCAUGGCGGGAACAUGGCGCAAUAAGCGCCGAGUUGAGGAGGUAGAUGCGGACGAUGAGGGAUAUGAUGGCGAGGAAAGUGCUGAGAGUGGUAGGGAUGAUAAGAGUGCUGACGAGGAGAAAACGAGUGAUGGUGACGUUAGUAUGAGUGGGAGUGGCGUUGGAGGUGCCGAAAAGAAGGCAGCGUGGCUUUUGAUGAAGCUCAGUGUUAAGGAUGGGGAGCGUGGCGGCGACAUUCUAGGAGGGACUAAGGAGAAGGAAAGUGAUGAGGCUCCAAGGGUUAAGAGAAGGAGGGCUACUAGUAUGUGAAUGUUGGGAUAAUAGUGAGAGAUCAGAUGGAGAGAGAAUCAUGAGAUGGCUGUGAAGAUUGUUGUUGAUGACUGGGCGUAAUGGGCAAGGAGGGAAUCUG
Molecule: messenger RNA, 1649 nt
Organism: Amorphotheca resinae ATCC 22711
Lineage: Eukaryota; Fungi; Ascomycota; Leotiomycetes; Helotiales; Amorphothecaceae
Exons: 4
Coding region: 107-1549 (480 amino acids)
Cellular component (GO): MBF transcription complex; SBF transcription complex
Molecular function (GO): transcription regulator activity; DNA binding
Source: RefSeq, a predicted model, not a curated record